This is a messenger RNA of Ostertagia ostertagi, 393 nucleotides long. Lineage: Eukaryota; Metazoa; Nematoda; Chromadorea; Rhabditida; Trichostrongylidae. The record is from the annotation of a GenBank genome assembly.
AUGGCUGCCAGUAAGUCGGUCAAGUUUGCGUACAAUAAUUCUGUAGUGAACUGGAUGCGCAAGUUCGCAUGGAAUCACCUCUGGGGAGGUCGUGAGUAUGGCUUGCAGUUCCAUGACACGUAUUUUGAGCCUGCUCCGGAAGUCACUGAGGCCCUGCGGCGUCUCAACUUGAAGGAGCCUCAUCUUUUCGACCAAAGAAAGGUGAUGCGGCUCUCGCACGCCCACACCUUAGCACUCCACGGCGAGAAGCACCCACAGAAAAGUGACUUCAGUGGACAUGAGACAUGGUAUCUGAAGCCGUAUCUGGACGAAAUCGAGGCCGAAAAGAAGGCUAGAGCGGAGACCACUGGAUUGAUUCCUCCCUUCGAAAUGAAGCAAAACGAAGGACAUUAA